Brassica rapa (field mustard) is the source of this 3686-nucleotide messenger RNA. RefSeq names its product protein ENDOSPERM DEFECTIVE 1. Gene Ontology annotation, molecular function: microtubule binding. Lineage: Eukaryota; Viridiplantae; Streptophyta; Magnoliopsida; Brassicales; Brassicaceae. Gene Ontology annotation, biological process: spindle assembly. Gene Ontology annotation, cellular component: nuclear microtubule; cytoplasm. The record is from RefSeq and is a predicted model, not a curated record.
AAAAUCUAACCUAUACUAAAAGGACUUGAGCUAGCCUUUUUAGGGUGUACACGUCGGAUUGGAAAUUCAUCCAAUCAUGAGGUUUUAUUAUGCCACAUCACACCCGCUUUUAGUCUAUACAGAUUUUUCGAAGGCAUAUUCAUGUGGGCUGUUAAUAUUUGGACGUGGCCCAUUAUCAGCCGAACUCUCUUCUUAUCACAAUGUUCUUCGAUAUUGUUUCGUCUCUUCCCCUUCACUGGCAUCGUUACCUGUUUCUGCAAUUCAACGUUUAUCCCGAUCCACUCUCACUCAUUCAAUUCCGUAACUGACCCAUUCAACAAAGUGUUGACCCUCGCUUCAGCUUUUUCUGCGCUCUAUAUAAAUGUUGCUCGGCACUUCCAUGGCAGCCCUAAUUAUUACUCAAAUAGACAUCGGGUGAAGCUGCUCUGAAGGACUCACGAUCGGUCGCAAGGUCAAGAUAUCAGAGAACUGUUAUGUGAGUCUACCACUUUCUUUUUUCACCUCGGAUAUUGUUUCACAAGGUUUUUGAUUAGUUUUACUCAACUCAGGACAAUCACGAUCUUCUGAUUUAAUCAUUCUUAGACGUAUGAGAAAGUGAUGCUAAUGUCAAGGCAAGAUUUCGGGAGUAGCCAUCUUUGAGCUGUACCACAAGCGCUGCAGCAACACACAACUUCUAUUUUCAUUACAAGCUUGAAUCAUAUGGGUUUUAUCCGGUUAGAAGGUAAGGAAGAAGAGAAAAACAUCAACCGUGAUGCAUAGAAUAUAAUAGCAAUCAUUAUCUUAAGUUCAGUGAAGUGAUACUUAGGAGCAAUCUGUUUGUUUUUAUUCAGGGCGUGUUGGAGAACGGAAUGGAGAUAGAUGUGAAGAGGUUGUCAACAAACUCGGGCCAAGGAACGGUAGCGUUUAAGAAUGAGGUCAAGCUGAAGAAUCUCAUGAGGAUUUUAAGAUGUUGUGUUGAACUGGAGGAAAAUAUGUUGAUAUAAAAGUAUCUACCAAACAAGCGUGUACAUUUUGAUAUUCGGUAGGUGCUUACUUUUUUGUAUCCUGGUUCAAGUUUCUUUUACGAAAAAACAGUGACUUUAAUUUAUUUCCCUAUUUUCAAUUAGAUGUAGAGCAUAGACCCUUUGGAUUGGCCAAAACGGAUAUACAUAAUCCAAGGGAAAGGAAGAGGGAAGGCUUUAACCGUAGAGGAUAUGAGUCGUGAAGAUCAGAAAGAAGUCUGAGGCAGAUCUCAGCGCUAAUUCUUAUCUAAUAUCCAAGGGGACAAAGCCUGCUUAUGGUUCUUUUGAUCAAACGGUGCGUAUUUGGAACAUUGAACCUCACACUGAUCUAAUAUCUUUGUCUUACGCUUAAUUAUAAACGUUUGUUUUUUUGUGAUUUUACAACUGCGAAAAUUUAUAUAUGUUUUUGCUAUUAGUGUAGUUUCCAUUGAGUUUUUGAGUCAUAUUGCAUAAAUGAGGAAAACAUUACUUUCUUAUCAGAUAGAAUAAGCUAGAAUCACUUCCAGCAUAACAUCAAUGAACUCUCAUAUCAAACAAACCCGUGAUUAUUGAUUCUAUUAUUAAGAAAAGCAAUCUGAUUAUUAAUUAUCAUUAUAUUUAACAAUAAUAUGAGUUUAUCAGCAACUGAUGCAUUUGUUUCAAGUGGUCUCUCUGCAAUAGGUAGCAAAUACGGUGGUGUUCGUUACUUUGUUUUACUUAUCUCUUUUAGUGUUUCUAUACCUGAUUUUUUUUUGUUUUUUUUUACUGAGAUGUUUUGACAAUUUAAGAAUGAAACUGAGAUGUGUUUCUGAUAUAUCUGACAGGGAAACCUGGUUACGAUUAUCAACGCUUUAUCAGGUUAUGUUCAUAGCAAAUGGCUUAAGCUUAGAAUCUACUCUGAUGCUGAAUAUAUGUAUAUACACAACUGGUACUUAUUAUUAUGGUAAUGCAAGUGAAAAGCAGAGUUAUUAAGAUUUUUGAUCUAACCACUAACAAUUUUAACAAUACCUCUCAUUUAGGUUCAUAAGAGAUCACAGAUCUCUGGUGAUAUAGAUUGGUGCCAGUUUCAUAAGAGAAUGUUUUAUUCACUUGGUUUGAAAAUGUCAGAGCUCUCUCAUUGUGUACGUAAGAAACGCAUAGAACUCCAAGGAUUAAUGAGAGUAAAAGCUCGUAAGGAGAUUGUGGAGCCUCAAAUGCUUUUACUGGAACAAUGGAUAACUCUCGAAGAAGAAUACUCAACUUCUCUAUCAGAAACAUCUAAAGCUUUAUUGAAUGCUUCAUUGCGGCUCCCUCUAGAUGUCGAUAUCAAGGUUGAGACGAAAGAGUUAGGAGAAGUACUUGCGGUUGCUUCAAAGUCCAUGGAAGGCAUUGUGCAGAGCAUUGGACAUUUUUUGCCUAAGACACAAGAGAUUGAGAGUUUGUUGUCGGAACUAGCGAGAAUAAGCAGCAGAGAAAAAGUAUCAGUAGAAGACUGUGGAGUUGCACUGCUUAAGACACAUUCGUCACAUGUUGAAGAUUGCAAUCUUAGAAGUCAGCUUAUACAGCAGCACCACAAGCAAUGUGUAUAAAAAAUGAAUUUGAAUCUCCCUUGCAUAAAUAAAUGUAUCACACAAAAGAGUAUAAUAAAAGGUUUUGGUAAAGUCACUGUACUCAAGAAAGCUGACGCUGUGGAAGCUAAUAAGAACAAAGGCAAUGCUUUCCGCCGCUGAUGAUAGCAAAUGUUGUUCCAAUACAACAAAGUUUUUGUAUUUUGAAAUGUAAAAUUAUAUGUCAAAGAAAACAGAUUUGUUAUAUGUUUCUGAUUCCAGGAUACGUUUGAGAGCAUCAGAUUCAUAAGCACGAAAAUGUAUUUGAUCUUUGGAAAUGUGAGGCCUUAAUAAUCUUUAGGCCCAUAAAAUAGUCCAUUUUAAGUGGUGACUCCAGUGGACCACUGCCCACUGGUGGUGUGUAAUAAUAAUUAGUAGGGCGUUGAAAUGUGAAUCACAUUAUGUGAUAAUGAGUCAAUCCCAUACCCGUGACAUGUAGUUGAGCAUAACACUCCAAAAUUCUACUUUGGCACUUUUAAAGAAACCACGAGAUGAAGCCAACUCUUUAUUUGUCUUUCUGAAUAUUGAAUAUUGAAUAUUUCGGUUCUUUUUUUCAAUCCUUUCAAGUAAGAAAAAUGUUGUAGUCAAGAUAUUAUAUUAAUUAAACUAACUAACUGAACUUGACCUAUGUUUGUAGCUGUUUUCAUUAAGGUCGUUGGUAUGUUAUAAUUUGGAAAUGACUUAGAGACAUGAUUAUAGACCCAGUUGUUAGACUUUAUAAUUGACCCAUUGUACUUUUUUUAUGGUUAUGUCUAGCUAUAGUAAGCAAUAAAGCUAGCAGAUGUUAUGUACAAAAAAUAAAAUAAAGCAGAUGUUGUUACAAGCAUACUCUGUUUGAUUUGUGUCUGCAUGUACCAAUUUUGUUUUUUUUUUUCAUAUCACGAAUGCGAGUUAUAAUAACGUGUCUGAUGUCAGCGUUCCUGAAUAUCUUGAUAUUAAAUGAUGAAAGUUUGAAUAUAGCAUCUAUAUAUUUACCACCUAUUUCCCCCUAUAAUACCAUGAUAGAAAAAUUAAACUGUAUUUCAUUUGGAAAAUGGAGACAAUACUUUUCUACAGUCGAGACAGAAUCCUUGAACAUCAACUAACAUUUUUUUUUUAAUUUGGUUCUUGCUAAUAAUAA